UGCCCUUCAUGUGUCUUCUCCUGUGUCUCCUUCUCCUCCACCAGCCCGAGCUCCUUUCCUUUUCAACUCCCCGUGUGAUGGCGUUCCUGCAGCAGAUGCGGUCCCCUCGCCUCUCUUUCAUCCAGACGGUCGGGUCCCUCUUCCUGGGCGGCUUGGCCCUCAUGUCCCCCCACUGGUGUGUGGGCAAACAAAAGGUGCCCAAGCCUCUGUGUUCGCCCACCAAGCACAGCAACUGCAUCCCCGUUCCCGGCAUCUCCAACUCCUCCAGCAUCAUGUUCUCCUGGGAGACGGGCGACGACCGCUUUGUCUUCCCGACGUUUCACACUGGCCUCUUUGUCACCUGUGAGGAAAACAUCUACACGGACACGUGGGAGGAGAAGUGUCGAGGGUUUUACACUUUGACUCCUGGAUCUGAAAAAGCGAUGAUGUGGCUGUCGCUGUCCUUGGAGCUCAUGUAUGUUGGUCUGCUGCUAAUCAGCUGCACGCUGCUGUCUGUGCAGUUGUGCAUCAGGGCCUGGUUUCCCUCCACACAGCGCUGGGGUCAGCUCCUCAACGCCUUCGCGGCCGUCUUCACGGUCCUGGGAGGUCUGCUCGGCAUGGUGGGUCACAUGAUGUUCAUGCAGGUGUUUCAAACUACUGUCUCCAUGGGACCGGAAGAUUUCAAACCUCACAGCUACGGCUACUCCUGGGCAUUUUAUGUGGCGUGGUUGGCCUUCACCGUCUGCAUGUCCGCCGGCGUCUCCACUCUGAACAACUACACCAAGAAGGUGUUGAUGGUGGGACCGAGGCGUAACUCCGGCCUCAACACCUGCAGCUUUAACAUCGUGGGGCUCCUGCCGCCAGCUCCAUACUACACCCCCCCAAACACAGCCAUCACCCUGGUGCGUCCCCCGUCUCCCCCACAGAUCUCCCACCUGUCUCCCUACUAUGAGCCCCCACCGGCAAAGCUCCUGCGUCCCCGCACCACCGCCUGUCCCUUCCCUCUCCGUCCGCUUCACCCACGCCAUCCGUCUCUGUCCACGUGAGGCCUCUGGGACACCAGGAGAACCAAUAUGACUCAGAGGAGGACUACAGCCCACUUUGAACGAGCCAUCCAUGCCGAGGUUCUGCCAGCUCUGCACGGCAGGUCAAUGUUUGUGACGGUCUUGUCACGAGUUUUCAUUUUCACUCUGUUCCAGUGAAGAAAUGCAAUAUAGAUGCAGAGAUACGUGCUCCAUAGAGAGAUCACACAACCUAUAAGCUCAAACAUGACGUCAGUGCAGUGACAAUGUAGUAAUAGUACACUAAUCAUUUUGUAAUGUUAUGGUAAUACCAUUUUUAGCUCUAAUGCAGUUUCCAGCUCGGUAAUAAAAAU
Messenger RNA from Solea solea (common sole), 1354 nucleotides. Its product is annotated as germ cell-specific gene 1-like protein. The record is from RefSeq and is a predicted model, not a curated record. Lineage: Eukaryota; Metazoa; Chordata; Actinopteri; Pleuronectiformes; Soleidae. The coding region runs from base 9 to 1025 and encodes 338 amino acids. Gene Ontology annotation, cellular component: plasma membrane. The transcript has 6 exons.